GGGGAAAAAUCCCUUUCAUUUAUACCUCAUAUAUAUAUAUAUAUAUAUGUGUGUGUGUGUGUGUGUAUUCCUACGCUAUCAUCCAAAUAUAUACUGCUGCUACCAACAAUACGAUCCCGAGGAUUGUUCCAGACAGCUGAUGAACCGCCAUUAUUCGAUUAAGAGGUGCUUAGCCUCUUAGCUUGCGUUUCUAUUACUAUCUGGAAUCUAGAGACGGGAGUUCAUUUCUUGCAAGUGAUAAGAGGAGCAUUUUAGGGAUAGGGACAAACAACUAGGGUUUCUGGAUAGUGUAAACUUCAACUUCGGGAAUUAAUUAAUGACAAGACGCAAACCUGGGGAGUGAAGGCUCGGGAUUCAGGUUAACGCAGUGUUUGUGUUGUACAGAGUGGGUGGUGCGUCUUUGGCAUUUGAUUUUCCGUGACAUGGAAAUCGACUCGCCCCCUGAAUCUGCUCCUCUCAGACCCCGUGAUCGAGUGCUACGGAGGCUUCUGUCUUAUGGAGUUCCUGAGGAGUACCUUGAGAAGCUUUAUCCUGGACUAGUUGAUUUUGUCAAGGAUAAGCCCUCCUUGAUUCCAGAGCUAGUAUCUGUUGUCUUACCCCCAGAUGAGGAAGUUGCAGAGGCUUUGCAUGACGCUAAAGAACGAUCUAAAAAGUCCUCGUCAGGCAUAAGCAUGAAAAUCCGUUUUCGUGAGAGCAUGGUUUGGUUGCAAUGGCUGAUGUUUGAGGAUGAACCAGCUGGUGCUCUGAAGAAUCUAGCAAGAAUGAGUGUUGGGCAGCGUGGUGUUUGUGGUGCUGUUUGGGGGCUUAAUGAUAUUGCAUAUAGGUGUAGGACAUGUGAACAUGAUCCGACUUGUGCAAUUUGUGUUCCUUGUUUUCAGAAUGGCAACCACAAGGACCAUGAUUAUUCCAUUAUUUACACAGGUGGUGGUUGCUGUGAUUGCGGAGAUGAGACGGCAUGGAAGAGGGAGGGCUUCUGCUCAAAUCAUAAAGGUGCCAAACAGAUACAACCCCUUCCAAAGAAAUUAGCAAACUCCGUGGGGCCUGUUCUUGAUGCUCUUUUGAUUUGUUGGAAAAAUAAGCUUUUAUGUACUGAAAAUAUUGGUCAGCAAAAACCUAGAUACAGUGAUCGUGUUGCAGAAUGUAAAAAAGUUGCAAAUGAGCUGACAUAUGUGGUUGUAGAAAUGCUUUUGGAGUUUUGCAAGUACAGUGAGAGCUUGCUUAGUUUUGUUUCUAGGAGGGUGAUUGCUUCAGUUGGUUUAUCGGAUAUUCUAGUUAGGGCAGAGAGAUACUUGUAUGAUUCUGUUCUCCAUAAACUCCAUGAAGUGCUUCUGAAAUUGCUAGGAGAACCUAUCUUCAAAUAUGAGUUUGCCAAAGUAUUUCUGAAUUACUAUCCAGUGGCUAUAAAUGAAAUUGUGAAAGAGCACAAUGAUGUUGCACUCAAAAAGUACCCCAUACUGUCUACAUUUUCUGUGCAAAUCUUUACAGUGCCGACUCUAACACCGCGUCUUGUGAGGGAGAUGAAUCUACUCUUUUUGUUGUUGGGAUGCUUAGGUGACAUUUUCAUUUCUUGUGCGGGAGAAGAUGGCCGAUUGCAGGCUACAAAGUGGGGAAGUUUAUAUGAUACUACUAAUCGUGUUAUUGGAGAUAUUCGAUUUGUCAUGAGCCAUGCUGUGGUAUCCAAGUACGCAAUCAAUGAGCAGCGAGAUAUCUCAAAAACUUGGAUGAGACUGUUGGCCUUCGUGCAAGGGAUGAACCCUCUAAAGAGGGAGACUGGCAUUCAUAUAGAAGAAGAGAAUGAAUCUAUGCACUUGCUUUUUGUUUUAGGUCAUUCCAUUGCCAAUAUUCAUUCCCUUUUGGUGGAUGCAGCAUUUUCUAUUGCUAGUAGUGAGGAAACAGAUUAUGAGUUUCUUUACAACACGGAUGAACAAGAUAUGGAUGAUGGAGAGAGUGUAAGACUUGCAAAAGUGGGACGGCUAUCCCAGGAAAGCUCCAUCUCUAGUUCAACAGGCAGAAGUGCUGCAUUUGCAUGUGUUUCAAAGGUUCCUGAAAUUAAUUCUGAUGCUAUUUUCCAAGCCGUGAUUCCUCCAUCUGUCAUAUGGUUAAUACAUGAGUGCUUGAGAGCCAUUGAGAAUUGGCUGGGUGAAGAUGAUGGUACUGCUGGGGCCCUUCCCAAUGUAACCUCUACAGACCCUGGCAGCAUCUCUGGUGGCAAUUUUCUAGUUCUGAAGAGAACAUUAUCAAAGAUUGGAAAGGGGAAGUCUAUUUUUGGUAGACUUUCUGGUUCAAGUGAAGUUCAUGAGAGACAGUGUUCUUUGCCAAUAUCUAGUGGUAUACGAGUGAGCGAAAGUGCAGUGCAGGAAAGCACAAAAAUGGUUGUUGGUGAAACUGAUUCUGUUGCCUGCAGUUCUGCAGGUUUUAUUGAGGGUGCAGUGGAGAGAGAUAAUACUGCAGAAUUACAUGACUUGCAUAUAUUGAGGCUGUCUGAUUGGCCAGAUAUCAGAUAUGAUGUCAGUUCCCAACAUGUAUCUGUUCACAUUCCAUUGCAUCGGUUACUAUCUUUGCUUUUAAAAAAGGCACUAAGAAGGUGUUACGGUCAAUCUGCAGUGCCAUAUAUGACUAGUGCAAGUCCUGCUACCUCAUUAUCAUCAAUCUGUACAGACUUCUUUGGACAUGUCCUAUGGGGCUGCCACCCGUGUGGAUUUUCCGCCUUUAUUAUGGAGCACCCUUUACGUAUUAGGGUAUUUUGUGCUGAGGUCAAUGCUGGAAUGUGGCGGAAGAAUGGAGAUGCUGCUUUAGUAUCUUGUGAGUGGUAUCGUUCAGUCCGUUGGUCUGAACAGGGUUUAGAGCUUGACCUAUUUCUGCUGCAGUGCUGUGCUGCAUUAGCCCCUGCCGAUCUCUAUGUUAGAAGAAUUCUGGAACGCUUUGGGCUUUCCGACUACCUAUUUUUGAGUCUGGAAAGAUCAAGCGAAUAUGAACCAAUUCUCAUACAAGAAAUGCUCACGCUUAUUAUACAAAUUUUACAAGAAAGGCGCUUUUGUGGGUUAACCACAUCUGAAAGUUUGAGGAGAGAAUUGAUUUACAAGUUAGCUAUUGGAGAUGCCACUCGUAGUCACUUGGUCAAAUCUCUGCCACGCGAUCUUUCCAAGUCGGAUCAACUUCAGGAGAUGUUGGAUACAGUUGCUGUAUACUCUAAUCCGUCUGGUUUCAAUCAGGGGACUUAUUCCUUGCGAGCAUCUUAUUGGAAGGAACUGGAUUUAUACCACCCUCGUUGGAACUCAAGAGAUCUGCAAGUUGCAGAAGAAAGAUACUCACGCUUCUGUAAUGUCUCUGCGUUAACCACUCAGCUGCCCAAAUGGACAAAGAUAUAUCCUCCUCUCAAGGGGCUAGCUAGAGUUUCUACUUGUAAAGUGGUCCUUCAAAUCAUUAGGGCAGUGUUAUUCUAUGCUGUUUUUACUGAUAAAUUCACUGAAUCCCGUGCUCCUGAUAGUGCUGUUAUAACUGCUUUGCACUUGCUGUCAUUAGCAUUGGAUAUUUGUUUCCAGCUUAAGAAGUUUAAUGGUCUAGCAUGCCAAGCUGAGGAUUUGAUUCCCAUGCUAGCUUUUGCCGGUGAAGAAAUUGGGGAAGGAUUUGAUUGUGCUGGCAGUAGACAAAGUUUGCUGUCACUUCUAGUUGCAUUGAUGAGGAUCCACAAGAAAGAUAGCCUGCAGCGCUUUUUGGAACCCGGAAACUAUGAUCUUUAUUCAUGGAUUGAGAGUUUAUUAAAGAAGUUCGCCGAGCUUGAUUCUGGGUGCAUGAUGAAUUUGCAAAAACUUGCUCCUGAAGUGGUUAGUCAUUUAUCAGAGCCUUUUUCAGAUCGUGACAUAAAUAUUCAAGGAUCUGUGUCUGAUAGUGAGAAACGCAAAGCCAGAGCAAGGGAGAGACAGGCUGCCAUAUUGGAAAAAAUGAAAGCCGAGCAGUCGAAAUUUUUGUGCAGCAUUGGUUCCAGCAUAGAUGAUUCUUCUGAGUCUGGGCUUGAAGCGAGUAAUACUGAAAUGCAAAGUUCCGAAGAUACCAUUACUGUACAAGAAGUUUGCUCUCUCUGUCACGACCCUAAUUCCAAGGAUCCUGUUUCUUUCUUAAUUCUGCUGCAUAAAUCUAAGCUUUUAAGCUUUGUAGACAGAGGUCCCCCAUCAUGGAACCGGGUUCUUCGGUCCGAUAAAGAAGUCUCUAUCACAAAAAACAAGCCAAGUGAUCUAUCGAGAGAGGACUUUCAUCAAGUUAACUCUAGAGUGGGUUCCUCGUCACAAGCUGAGCAUGCAACUAAUGAAUCUGCAUACAGUGAGCAACACGGGGAGGUAAAUGCUAUCCUUGAAUUUCUCAAGGCUCGAUUCCCAUCACUGAAAAAUAGUCAUGCAGCAAGCACUUCGAAUGAUGGGUGGGGCAAUGCUCUUCAUGAGUUUGUGAUGUUGGAAGAAGACAUGUACCUCUCCAUUCACAAGAAAAUGCAAGACUCUAUGUCAUAUGCAAAUCUCGUGGAGGAUGUUGGUGAAUGCUCUGUUACUGGAGAUGAUGUGAAAUUUGCAACAGAUGGUGCUCAUUCUGUGUUGCUUGGUAAUUAUAUUGACAUUCUCUCUCGAGAGAUGACUAGGAACACAUCAGUGUCUGAUAAUUUUCUCAGUGAUAAAAUGCUAGUAGAAUCUGUACAACUGCCAGUUUUUGAUGGUUUUGGCCCUGCUGAUUGUGAUGGCAUCCAUCUGUCUUCUUGUGGGCAUGCUGUGCAUCAGGGUUGCCUUGAUCGAUAUCUUUCUUCUUUAAGAGAGAGGUACGUCAGAAGAAAUGUUUUCGAAGGUGCUCAUAUUGUUGAUCCAGAGCAGGGAGAGUUUCUUUGCCCUGUGUGCCGACUAUUGGCAAAUUCUGUCUUGCCUGCAACUCCUCAGGAUUUGCAGCAGGCUUGGAAGCAUCCUGUGGCUUCAAAUAUUAAUCCAGCAUCUGCUGCUGGACCUUCAGUUACAUCAAAUGAAGAAAUUCAUUCUCUUCAGCUUAGGCAAGCCUUAUGUCUGUUGCGCUCUGCUGCCGGUGAGACUCAACAGGAUUACAUUCUUAAAGCUUCCCCCCUGCUCAGAAAUGAAAGAACAAGGUCAGAUCUUGAAUCUGUAUCUUGUGUGCUAUCCAGGAUGUAUUUUCCAAAAAAGCAGAACAAAUUCCCUGGAUUUCCUGUGGUGAGCCAGUCAAUAAUCAUGUGGGAUACUCUUAAAUACUCUCUCAUGUCGAUGGAAGUUGCUUCUCGUUGCCAAAGGACUAGUAUGGCCCCAACAUAUGGGCUUGAUUCUUUGUAUGCAGAACUCCAAUCUUCCAGUGGUUUUAUUUUGUCUUUGUUACUAAAAGUUAUACAGAGCACACGAAGUACGAAUUCUCUUCAUGUCCUUCAGAGAUUUCGGGGUAUUCAGCUCUUCGCAGAGUCUAUUUUCCCUGAAAGUUCUAUUGGUUAUCAAAGUGGCACCCAUGUACAAGAAGGUAUAGUUGUCUUUCAAAGAGAGAUGAAUGUUGUAUGUGGUAGACUCUGCUCUCCAAGCUGGAAGUCAUGCUGCAGGGAAAGUGGAUGUUAUACUCAUGCAAUGGCCUGCGGUGCUGGUACUGGCGUAUUCUUGUCAAUCAGGAGGACAACAAUUUUGCUACAAAGAUGUGCACGGCAGUCUCCUUGGCCAUCUCCUUAUUUGGAUGCAUUUGGUGAAGAGGAUAUGGAAAUGCAGAGAGGAAAACCACUCUACUUGAACCAGGAGCGCUAUGCUGCUCUAACUCACAUGGUUGCUCAUGGCCUUGACCGAAAUUCAAAGGUUCUUGCGCAAACUACGAUGGGUUCUUUCUUCAUCAUUUAAUGAUAAAAAUUCAGGAGUUCUGUGAAGGAAUUAAAGACUUCUUGAUUCAACUAAUGUCGAAGGGGAGGGAAAAUUCUGCUCCAGGUGCUAAGGUUGUCAAAUUAUAAUGUUCCUUGUGAUUAUGGGAAGAUGUUGUGGAUCUUGGCCAUAAACGUGGCAUGUAAUGGUUGCAUGACAGCUUCCAGGUGGUUCAGAUUUUCCUCUCUGCAAAGCGGGUUUAGCAAAGUUGUUCUUCCUUGGUUGUACAGUCGUGUAUAUAUCUUGGGAACUUCUGCACUUGGUUCUCCUUGAACUUCUGGACGUGCUGUAGAAGAUGAGCCAAGGGACAGUACUACCUUCAUACUCAGGGUCGAUCUUGUGACUUGUUUCAUCCAUGUAUGGUCUUCUUGUUAUUUUUUUAGAUUUUUUUUUUUUUUUCUAAAGAAAAGGAAAAUCAUUUUCAUGUCAUUUCAACCCUCGUGUAAAGCAUUGAUAUAUUUUCUUCGGCUAUAUGAAAGUGUUGUAUAUCCUUCAAAUAUUUUCUGGUGUCCGCCUUCAAUAUAUAAGCAUGCAGUGUAGAGAGGGAGAGUGGAAGUGGUAUAGAAGGAUGUGUUUAAUUGAGUUUUGUUUUUAAUGAAGGAAAUUUCAAGUGUA
Carica papaya (papaya) is the source of this 6488-nucleotide messenger RNA. Lineage: Eukaryota; Viridiplantae; Streptophyta; Magnoliopsida; Brassicales; Caricaceae. The record is from RefSeq and is a predicted model, not a curated record.